Prunus mume (Japanese apricot) is the source of this 1523-nucleotide messenger RNA. It is a transcript of the gene OEP37, whose product is annotated as chloroplast outer envelope protein 37. Lineage: Eukaryota; Viridiplantae; Streptophyta; Magnoliopsida; Rosales; Rosaceae. Gene Ontology annotation, biological process: monoatomic cation transport. Gene Ontology annotation, cellular component: chloroplast outer membrane. Gene Ontology annotation, molecular function: monoatomic ion channel activity. The record is from RefSeq and is a predicted model, not a curated record.
GAAAAAACAAAUCUUUGGUUGGUAAAAAGCAUCAAUGAAAAAAUAAUAAGAAUAAAAGACAAGGGUCCAGGUUCGAAACCGGAAUGAUGCAUCAAAGUGAAAUAAGAGAAACUUAAAUAAAAUACCUGAAAAGAGUGAAGGUGAAUGGCCACCGGCCUGUCAUCUACAUUUCCGCCUAAUAAAAAGAAUCAUAGAAGAAACACAGGUGACAUGCGCACGCUUCUCUCUCUCUCUCUUUGAGGUUCGGAGUUUAGAGUCAGAGGUGGGAGAAGGAAGUAGUCAGUGAGUGAGUGAGUGAGUGAGUGAGUGAAUUUAGUAAUGGCGGAGCCAAUAAUGGUACCCAGCCUUCCGGGGAAUCCAAACCCUAAUUACCAGGGCCUACCAACUGCAAGUGUUGAUCUUCCUCCUCCUCCUCCGCCUCCACCAGCCACAGGAGGUUCGUGGAGCCCCAUCAUAUUCAGCUUCCCGAAAAGGCCUUCGAUUCGACUCACUUCCGAGUUCGACAGCGACUCGUCCGUUUUCUUCCAUAAGGUCUCGUGCAAGCUGUUUGACAGCCUGGCCAAACUGAAGCUCUCCUUCCACAACAACCACAAGGGCGAGCUCUCUCCGCCCCACUUGGCACUUGUCUCCAAGCACCUCUCCAUUAACUACGACUUUGAAGAUCAAUCUACCCUCCUCAGCGGCUCCGUCGAUGUUGGUCCUCGAUUGCAACUCCGUGCUACCCAUGAUCUCAAGGCACAACAAGGAGAGGCAUCUGUGGUUGCGAAGGUCGCUGAACCUGGCUAUGCAUUUGAACUCUCUUCUCAUGUACCUUCUGUUGGUUUCCCAAAAGCUACCCUUAAAUUCCCCCUUGGCGAAGUUUCUUUGGAGGAAAAAGAAGAAGAGGAGACGAAGAGAAUGUUGUCGAUCAAUGGCAUUGUGAAGGGCCAAAUUUUGAAUGGGUCGUGCACUGCUCAUUAUGCGGAUGAGGAUUUGAAGUUGAGGUACUCAUACAAGGAUGAGGAGAUGUCUUUUAUCCCGACCUUUUCUCUGCCUUCGAAUGCAUUGUCAUUUGCUUUUAAGCGUCGGUUUGGUCCUUCAGACAAGUUGAGCUACUGGUACAAUUUUGAUUCCGACUACUGGAGUGCAGUAUACAAGCACACAUAUGGCAAGGACUUGAAACUUAAAGCUGGUUAUGAUUCAGAGGUGCGCCUUGGCUGGGCAUCUCUUUGGGUUGGAGAUGAAGGUGGCAAAGCAAGGACAGCCCCAAUGAAGAUGAAGGUUCAAUUCAUGCUCCAAGUGCCACAAGAUGACAUUCGAUCAUCAACUUUGAUGUUCCGGGUUAAAAAGAGAUGGGACAUAUAGUCUCUGGUUGGUUGUGGGAUCAUGGGAUCAUGCUAUCCUUUUAUACACUUUCAACUCGGGUUCUAAUGCUUAUUGCUGUAUAAUGGCAUCAAUUGUUUUGUAUUUGACCAGUUGAAAAAAUACUUUGAUAUUUAGCAGGUGACAAGCAAGCAGUCCAAACGGAAACCUAUUAAACCACA